Molecule: messenger RNA, 972 nt
Organism: Penicillium manginii
Lineage: Eukaryota; Fungi; Ascomycota; Eurotiomycetes; Eurotiales; Aspergillaceae
Exons: 1
Coding region: 1-972 (323 amino acids)
Molecular function (GO): oxidoreductase activity, acting on the CH-OH group of donors, NAD or NADP as acceptor
Source: RefSeq, a predicted model, not a curated record
AUGCAUGCUUCAGCCGCUUUCAAAAUAUUUGCAGCUCUUUCUAGCUUGCUCGUUGUCUACUACAUCCACUCCAGAAUCUCAGAAAGGGUUUUGAACAACUACCAAUCCAGCGACCCAUGGGUCUCGGAGAAUGAGCUGGUCCUUCUGACAGGAGGCAACGGAGGAAUCGGAAAACAAAUCAUGCAAGACCUUUCCGAAAGGGGCGUUCGUGUCGUGAUUCUCGAUAUACAGCGACCAACAGCAAAGCUUCCGAAAAACGUAAUUUUCUACGAAACAGACAUCACGUCCGCUGCUUCUCUCUCCGAAGUGGCUGCGUCCAUUCGAAAGACGCAAGGAGACCCCACGAUUAUCGUCAAUAAUGCCGGCGUCUUUCACCACGGUAGCAUCCUUGAAAAAUCAGAAAGUGAGCUGCGUCGGACGUUCGAUGUCAAUACGAUCUCGCAUUUUCUGAUCAUGAAGGAAUUCCUGCCUGGUUUGAUUUGCAGGAACAAAGGUCAUGUUAUUACCAUGGCGAGUAUUGCGAGUUUUGUUGCUGUCGGCGAGAUGGUUGAUUACUGCUGUUCCAAAGCCAGCGCUCUCGCUUUUCAUGAGGGCCUUCGGCAGGAAUUGAAGUUUUGGUACGAUGCGCCGAAUGUGCGAACUAGGUUAGUUUCCAACGAUCGGAAGAUGGAAUAUCGUCAGCUCAUAAUUACUAGUAUCGUUCAUCCUCUCUGGGUCAAGACACCUAUGAUCAAGGGUUUUACAGAAUAUCAAGCAGAGUUUGGUCAGGAGCUGAUGAGCCCGAAGGUUGUUUCGCAGGCAGUUUUGGAGCAUAUUUUCGAACGAAAGAGCGGCCAAAUUGUGCUUCCUCGGCACCUAAGGGUCGCCGGAUCUCUGAGAGCCUUUCCGCUGUGGCUGCAAGAGCCUGUCAGAUCAUUCUUUUCUAAGGUCGUGAGACGAGUGAGAGACGUGCGAAUUCCUGGAAAGUCUUAG